AGCUUCUGUUUAUAUCCACACACACUCUCUCUCUCACACACACACACACAGCGCAGCGACUCUCACGUUUAUACUUCAUAUAUUUAGAUAUAAAUAUGAGCAGGUUAAAACGGAUCACCCGGCUGUGUUAGUGUAUAAUUCAGGCUUUGUUAGCAGGUAGCUGUGUGUGUGUGUGUGUUAGCACUGUAUGUGUGUGUGUGUGUGUGUAUAUAAGUGUGUGUGUGCGCGCGUGCGGUUUAUUGUUUUUGUUCUGCUAGCAGCUGGAGCUAAAGGCUAAGCUAACGGACCGGUACCCGAACCGAACCCGCUGGAAUAACCGUCACCAACCGACACGGUUCAUGCAGUGCUUCUGCAGCCGUCGAUCGCCAUCCUGAUGGAGCCGAGACGGAGCUGAGAUCGGCCGCGCGGUCGCGUAAACCAGAGCACACGCGCACACCAGCGAAACGCACGCCUCCACGCCGUGCCCAUGUUUUCCCCCGAGCAGGAGAACAUCUCCACCUCCUCCACCAAAGUGCCAAUCAAAUACGGAGAGCUGAUCGUACUCGGGUACAAUGGCUCUCUUCCGAACGGAGACCGGGGCCGGCGGAAGAGCCGCUUCGCUCUUUUCAAGCGACCCAAAGCGAACGGAGUCAAACCCAGCACUAUGCACGUAGCCUGCUCGCCGCAAGCAGCCAAGGCCAUAAGUAACAAGGACCAGCACAGUAUCUCAUACACUCUGUCCCGAGCUCAGACGGUGGUGGUGGAGUACACACACGACAGCAAUACAGACAUGUUCCAGAUCGGCCGCUCCACCGAGAGUCCGAUAGACUUCGUGGUGACGGACACGAUCCCGGGUGGUCAGAGCAAUUCGGAGACCCAGUCCGUGCAGAGCACCAUCUCACGCUUCGCCUGCCGCAUCAUAUGCCAGCGGACCCCACCCUACACGGUCCGCAUCUACGCCGCCGGCUUCGACUCGUCCAAGAACAUCUUCCUUGGGGAGAAGGCGGCGAAGUGGCGGACGCCGGACGGACAGAUGGACGGACUGACCACGAACGGCGUGCUGGUGAUGCACCCGCGCAACGGCUUCACCGAGGACUCCAAACCCGGCGUGUGGAGGGAGAUCUCGGUGUGCGGCAACGUCUUCACGCUCCGCGAGACCCGUUCCUCGCAGCAGCGCGGGAAAAUGGUUGAGAGCGAAACCCAGGAGCUGUCGGACGGCGCUCUCAUCGACCUGUGCGGCGCCACCCUGCUGUGGCGCACGGCCGAGGGCCUCCGGCGCGCCCCCACCGUCAAGCACCUGGAGGCCCUGCGGCAGGAGCUGAACGCGGCGCGCCCGCAGUGCCCGGUGGGCCUGAACACGCUGGCGUUCCCCAGCAUGCGGCGCUGCCAGGGCGCCGUGGCCGAGAAGCAGCCGUGGGCGUACCUGCAGUGCGGACACGUGCACGGCUACCACGACUGGGGCGAGCGGGCCGGGGCCGGGGGCGGGGCCGAGCGCGAGUGCCCCAUGUGCCGGGCCCGCGGGCCCUACGUGCCGCUCUGGCUGGGCUGCGAGGCCGGCCUGUACGUGGACGCCGCCCCGCCCACUCACACCUUCAGCCCGUGCGGCCACGUGUGCUCGGAGAAGACGGCGGCGUUCUGGAGCCAGAUCCCGCUGCCGCACGGGACGCACACCUUCCACGCCGCCUGUCCCUUCUGCGCCCAGCAGCUCAGUACCGGCCACAACCACAUACGCCUCAUCUUCCAGGGGCCGGUUGACUGAUCCUGGAGGUUUUUUAGGCAGGACUCUUUACAGGUUCUUCACAUCAGGCCUGUUGAUCUUACAAAUAUGACCCAGUGGUGUCAUAUCAGGCUCAAAUAUCCCAGCAGCCCACUGACUAACCUUUUUAGAGCCAUCUCUAUCCACGUCCUUAUAUUUAUGAGCUCCACCUCUGACCCCAUGCAAACAGGAGGCCUUGAUGCCCGUCCUUGUCCUCUUUGGCUUUUUCUCUCUCACUUUUUUGUAUCGUCCUGUCCAAGAAUCCAAACUUCCAUAUUAAACAGUGUAUCAGAACAGUACACCAGUCUAAGCCUGUCACAGAUCAUUAUACUUCUGUAUUUCUUCCAGCGUAAGCGUAGCCAGUUCCCAUAUCACGGUUCUUUUCUGAGCUGAGACUGUUAUGCUUCACUUCGACACACUUGCAGUGCCUGGUCACAUCUUUCAGGUUCCAAAAUCAUCACACAAACAGAUCCGAUCCAGUCGUUCAGUCACAGAAAGAAGCAGCUGCGUGAAUUAAUGAAUUAAAAACUGAUAUGACACACAUACAAUGAUCAGGCAUAACAUUAUGACCACCUUCCACAGCCCUGCAACUGCGAUGCACUGUGUAUUCCGACUCCGUUUGAUCAGAAUCAGCAUUAUUUUAGCGACCCAAGUGCAUCAGUGAGCCUUUGGUUGCCGGUUUACCACUGUUCCUGAUAGAUACUGACCCCUCUGACAAUUCGGCCCUUGUCAGACUCGCUCAGAUCCUCACGCUCGCCCAUUUUUCCUGCUUCUAACAUCAACUUUGAGGAUAAAAUGUUCACCUGCUGCCUAAUAUACCCCCCCCCCCCCCCCCCCCCACUAACAGGUGCCGUGAUGAAGAGAUACUCAGUGUUAUUCACUUCACCUCUCAGCGGUCAUAAUGUUAUGCCUGGUCGGUGUAAGUAAAACAUACCGAAUGUAGAAUUUGAACACAGACUUUUAUUUACCUACUUAUCCCAGGGCCUAGGGCGUAGUAGCCAGUCCACCUGCUGGCAUGUUUUUGGGAAAUUUGAGGAGAAACACCUGGGGAAAAGUGCAGUAGACACACGGAGCGCAUCACUAAGUGAGGUUCGAACUCAGGUACCCAGGACCAUGGAGCUGUGAGACACCCUUCCUACAUACACGACCCAGGCAACACAAACAAUCCAAUUUCCUCUCUCUGCUCUGUACAAUCUGGUCCCACUGUGACUCACAGGAUGUAACAUAAAGCCUCCACAAGGGGGUGCUCACGUACAAGUUUAUUUAAUAUUUAUUAUUUUUCUCAGUGACCAUUCCUUUUGGUCGGUGCUAGACUAGAACUCAGCGUUCGCUGUGCGAUCGAAACUCGGCUCUCGAUCGCUAUGUGUGAACUACUCAACAACUCGAUCCAAGUGGCACUGAAGAGAGAUCUCUAGCUGGUCAGAUAUCUGGAUCUGAGUUGCCCGACUGGCACUGAGUGCUAUGUCGAACAGCCAAUGAGAACGCAAGAUACAGGGUGAGGGGACGUAAUAAAGUUUAUAUCAGAAUACAUCAACACACACACACACACGUUUUACAGUAUUUCUGACCUUAUCGCUCUUUACAAAACACCCACGCUGCAUUGCAAAAAAUAUUUAUUAACCUCCAACUCACUACAGAACAAUCCAUGCUGUUCUUAUUUUUCCUCUUUGAUUUUACGCUGCACAUCGGCGCCCAAACUUCGAUCGCUCGCUACUUGGUGACGUGCAUUUUUGGACGUGGUAUCAUUAAACCCCUCGUCACUUCUCAUGUUUGUUUUCAUGACAAAACGUAGUUUGGGAGAGCAGAGAAGCUCGCCUGUGAUUCCAGUUGGUGAUAGAUGGUGUAGUGUAGUGUGAACUUGGCACUAAGUGUCGUGAUUUAGGGUUUGGAAAGCCCUGCAGUACAGAACGGGGGUGAGGGUGUGUCAGACUUACUGCAGUAUAAUGAACGACCCAGAACAAGCCAGAAUUGAAGAAUCGGAGUGUAGACACGUCCUCGGAGUCUUACUGCUAAAACGAGAGCGGAAAUGAUCACGACGGGCCCGAACACGCCGUGCUGGUGUACUAGUUCUGAUACUUUCCUGCCGACUCUCGAGACUUGAACUGUUUUUAUUCCUUCUGCUUUUUAAGUGAUCUUUUUCUAAGUGAUAUUUCUUAAUUCAGAAGACAAACAGCAAUUUAUAUUUUCAUGCAAAACCUGGACGAUGCAAAAAAAAAAAAAAGACAAAUGAAAACAGAACUGGUCUGAACGGCCGCAAUAAUCGUUUGGUGCUGUGCGGACUGGAUUGGGGGGGCUGAGUGAUUUAUACAGUAAUAUAUUACAGUGUUUCUCGGUUAUUAAUAUGCUAACGGUUCAUCAUCUACUUGAGUUCAGUGACCAGAGUGUAUAAGGACGAUACGCUUGAUAUGUCGCCGGUGCUGCACUGAGCAAACAGAGGAUUUUGAAUUUACGGACAUUUUCCACGUAAAUCAGAUCUGCCUAACUUAAAAAUACCUAACGUUUUUAUUUAUACCUAGUGUUAAUGUUAAUCACAUGUAAAGUAUCCGUGUGUCAUUUUAAGGUUUGGUUCUGUAUGUGUUUUUUUCCCGGCCUUGCGUACUCAGUGUUUAUGUAGCUACCACACACACACACACACACACACACACACACACACACACACACACACACACACACACACACACACACACACACACACAAA
Messenger RNA from Trichomycterus rosablanca, 4433 nucleotides. It is a transcript of the gene peli1b, whose product is annotated as pellino E3 ubiquitin protein ligase 1b. The transcript is spliced from 7 exons. The coding region runs from base 467 to 1738 and encodes 423 amino acids. Lineage: Eukaryota; Metazoa; Chordata; Actinopteri; Siluriformes; Trichomycteridae. Gene Ontology annotation, molecular function: ubiquitin protein ligase activity; protein binding. Gene Ontology annotation, biological process: regulation of Toll signaling pathway; protein K48-linked ubiquitination. The record is from RefSeq and is a predicted model, not a curated record.